Helobdella robusta is the source of this 336-nucleotide messenger RNA. RefSeq lists its product as hypothetical. The coding region runs from base 1 to 336 and encodes 111 amino acids. Gene Ontology annotation, cellular component: mitochondrion. The transcript is spliced from 4 exons. Lineage: Eukaryota; Metazoa; Annelida; Clitellata; Rhynchobdellida; Glossiphoniidae. Gene Ontology annotation, biological process: mitochondrial proton-transporting ATP synthase complex assembly. The record is from RefSeq and is a predicted model, not a curated record.
AUGGAGAAGUCGUCAGAGAAGGAGGUAGCCAGUGCAAGAGAACAAGAUAUGGAGAUAUAUGAGAAAAGAAAGGGGCACGAGCAACUAGACGAGCAGCAGAGCAUCAUUUUGAUGAGAGCUUUUCCGGACAGCAAAACUCUGAGUAUUUAUGAAUCUCAAUUGCUAGCACUUCAGAUGAAGAUGUACUACGGAUUAAACAGCGGAUUGAAAUUCAACUUUGUGAGAAUGUUCAACAACAGUCCCUCGUCUUUUAGUUACAUGGAUUUAGUUCAAGAGUUUGAAAAUUAUAAAAAGGAUAUUCUGUUAAAAAGAGAACUAAUUGGAACUGCGGUUUAA